Ochotona curzoniae (black-lipped pika) is the source of this 1351-nucleotide messenger RNA. It is a transcript of the gene SP7, whose product is annotated as Sp7 transcription factor. Gene Ontology annotation, molecular function: DNA-binding transcription factor activity, RNA polymerase II-specific; RNA polymerase II cis-regulatory region sequence-specific DNA binding. The record is from RefSeq and is a predicted model, not a curated record. Bases 22 to 1323 code for a protein of 433 amino acids. Gene Ontology annotation, biological process: regulation of transcription by RNA polymerase II. NCBI's taxonomy places the organism in Eukaryota, Metazoa, Chordata, Mammalia, Lagomorpha, Ochotonidae. The transcript has 2 exons.
CCCUGGGACUCCAGCCUCGCGAUGGCGUCCUCCCUGCUUGAGGAGGAAGCUCAUUAUGGCUCCAGUCCUCUGGCCAUGCUGACGGCAGCGUGUAGCAAAUUCGGUGGCUCCAGCCCUCUGCGGGACUCAAGCACGCUGGGCAAAGCGGGCACCAAGAAGCCCUACUCUGUGGGCAGUGACCUCUCAGCUCCCAAAGCCAUGGGGGAUGCCUAUCCAGCCCCCUUUUCCAGCACCAAUGGGCUCCUGUCACCUGCAGGCAGUCCUCCAGCACCCACCUCGGGCUACGCCAAUGACUACCCGUCCUUUUCUCAUACAUUCCCUGGGCCCACGGGCACCCAAGACCCCGGGCUCCUGGUGCCCAAGGGGCACAGCUCUCCUGACUGCCUGCCCAGUGUCUACACUUCUCUGGACAUGGCACAUCCCUACGGAUCCUGGUACAAGGCGGGUAUCCACGCGGGCAUCUCGCCAGGCGCAGGCAACGCUCCUACUCCUUGGUGGGACAUGCAUCCUGGGGGCAACUGGCUAGGUGGUGGGCAGGGCCAGGGUGAUGGGCUGCAAGGGACACUGCCUACUGGUCCUGCUCAGCCUCCACUGAACCCCCAGCUGCCCACUUACCCCUCCGACUUUGCACCCCUUAAUCCAGCCCCCUAUCCGGCCCCCCACCUGCUGCAGCCAGGGCCCCAGCAUGUCUUGCCCCAAGAAGUGUAUAAGCCCAAGGCGGUGGGCAACAGUGGGCAGCUGGAGGGCAGUGGUGGCACCAAGCCUCCCAGGGGUGCAGGCACAGGGGGCAAUGGUGGCUACGGGGGCAGCGGGGCAGGGCGUUCCUCCUGCGACUGCCCUAACUGCCAGGAGCUGGAGCGGCUCGGGGCAGCAGCAGCCGGUCUCCGGAAAAAGCCCAUCCACAGCUGUCACAUCCCUGGCUGCGGGAAGGUAUACGGCAAGGCCUCCCACCUGAAGGCCCACUUGCGUUGGCACACGGGCGAGAGGCCUUUCGUCUGCAACUGGCUCUUCUGCGGCAAGAGGUUCACCCGCUCCGAUGAGCUGGAACGCCACGUGCGUACCCACACGCGGGAGAAGAAGUUCACCUGCCUGCUGUGCUCCAAGCGCUUUACCCGAAGUGACCACCUGAGCAAACACCAGCGCACCCACGGAGAGCCUGGCCCAGGUCCCCCAACUGCCAGCGGCCCCAAGGAGCUAGGGGAGGGCCGCACCGCGGGGGAAGAGGAGGCCAGUCAGACACCCAGACCUUCUGCUUCCUCGCCUGCGCCCCCAGAAAAAGCCCCUGGGAGCAGCCCAGAGCAGAGUAACCUGCUUGAGAUCUGAGCCAGGGUGGGGCAGGGUCUCCAUCCCC